AUGACAGGGAAAGCAAGGAAUGCUAUUGAGAACUACAUUAUGCUUCCAGGAGGGGAGGGUUAUUCUGAAGCUUUGAAGAUUUUGGAAUCACUGUUGGCAGAAAGUCCCAGACCGCAGCAAAAACCACAGCAACCAAGUCAACGAGAGAACACCAAACAAGAACCAGGCAAGCAAGAGCAGACCAAGCGCAAUGUCUCCAAUGUCCAUUUCCAACCUUGCUUGUUCUAUGAAGGCACUCACGAGAUUGCUAAGUGUUUUAAAUGUCGUGAUAAGGCAUAUGCUGACAGACUUGACAUUGUAAGAACAAAGAGACUGUGUGAUAAUUGUUUACAACCGUACCAUAUAGCCAAGAGAUGCAAGGCUUAUCGCGCUUGUCUAGUAUGUGGAUGCAAGAAAAGACACCACUCGCUUCUUCACCAAGUUGUCUCUUUUCCUGCUUCUGAUCAAGUAACGAACGAGCCAGGUGUAGAAGAAUCUACUCAGGAAAACACCACCAAUCACGUCUCCCAAGCAGGUGCGUCAAAGCCGAACCAGUCGAAGGUGUUGCUAAGAAUUUUACCAGUGAGAGUGUUGGCAGUAGAUGGUAGUCAUGAUGUAGAGACAUACGCCUUCCUUGACGAAGGAUCAGACACUAAAUUAUGCGAGACAAGCCUGCUAGAAGGACGUGGUAUAAAAAGAACAAAAGCAACCUUUUCGGUAACGAAUAUUAACGCUGAAAAGCAGCAAAGACUAGGUCAAGAAGUUAAGUUAAAAGUCAUUCGAUGGUGA
Molecule: messenger RNA, 768 nt
Organism: Nematostella vectensis (starlet sea anemone)
Lineage: Eukaryota; Metazoa; Cnidaria; Anthozoa; Actiniaria; Edwardsiidae
Exons: 2
Coding region: 1-768 (255 amino acids)
Source: RefSeq, a predicted model, not a curated record